CUUCAAAAAAUUCCUGUUAUGGGAAACCUAAAUUUUCCGUAAUGUUAUACGGUAACAUUAAAGCCAUUAUAGGAGAAGAACUAGAAAAAUGGUUACGUGAAGUAGUAAAGCUUCCAUUUAAACAUGUUAUCAAAAAACCACAUGUUGGUUAUGCUCAUAUACACUUCUCUAGUCACGAAAACGCGAGUAAUUUCUUCUAUACCUAUAAAGACAUCAUUUUUGAUGGUCCUAAAGGCAACAACGUUAAAAUAAAAGAAUCAUAUUGUUUUGGUAGAUCCAAAGUGAAGACAACCACUGAAGAAAAUUUAAGUCAGUAUAAUAACAAUAAAACCAAGGCCAUAACCCAGGGAGAGUAUAAUGGCAACGAUCGAGGUAAAGCCGUAAUUCAGGAAAAAGGUGAUGACUACGAUCAGCCAGAAGCCACAAUUCGGGAAACUGUAAUUCGAGAAAGACGUAAUAACGAUUGGGUAAUUCUUGAUAAUAAGACAGACAAAAAGAGAAAGUUUGAUGCUGUAAUUGAUGAAGAAUUUCGUGAAGAUGCAUAUUAUAGAUUAUUGCCAUCAUGCUUAAAGCUAGCGAAGCAAUUAUGA
Messenger RNA from Acaulospora morrowiae, 590 nucleotides. The record is from the annotation of a GenBank genome assembly. Lineage: Eukaryota; Fungi; Glomeromycota; Glomeromycetes; Diversisporales; Acaulosporaceae.